UCUCAAUAAGCUCUCAGGUGCAAAUAAAAACUAUAAAAUAACAGAGAGGAAAGAUAAAUGGCGGAAAGCGAGAAAGAAAUUGAAUCUAUAAGAGCAGCUUCGAACGAGGUGUCUCGUCAGUUCAAAACCCUACUCGAUCCAAAUGAUUUGGACUCUCUCAAGCACUUGCAACUUCUCAUCUUGGGAAGGCUACAAGACAGCAAUGCGGUCUUAUCUCAUUUUAACGAGUACUCAGAACAUUGCUUUGCUGAGGUUUCUAGUGACUUUUCAAGAAAUACACGCAUGUUAAAAUCUAUGAAGUCUGACCUUGAUUAUAUCUUUCAAAAGCUCAGGAGCAUGAAGGCAAAAAUUAUGGCUACCUAUCCAGAUGCAUUUCCGGAUGAAUCAACUGGAGAAGUAUUUGACCAAAGACCGAACCUAGAAGUGCCUCAAUAGCUUUGCUAUGGAAAGGGGUUAUCUCCAGGUUUUCCUGUGCUUAUUCCCCCUUCUGAGUUGUAUUAAAAACUCACUAUUAAGAUUUUAUUAUUGUAGUGCUUUCUACAUGGAAUGAAUCUUGAUUGAUUGAUGAGGAAACUGAUAUCUUACCUUGUUGCUAUUAUUAUAUGUACUUCUGCAAUGGUUGUAUGCUGUUUUGAUAUUUACACCUGUGUUGGUUGUAUAUGCAAGGGAAAGAAUAAAUACAGGAAGCUGAGAAAGCAGUCUGUUUUAUUAGUU
This is a messenger RNA of Hibiscus syriacus, 714 nucleotides long. RefSeq names its product kxDL motif-containing protein 1-like. Gene Ontology annotation, biological process: lysosome localization. The coding region runs from base 58 to 435 and encodes 125 amino acids. NCBI's taxonomy places the organism in Eukaryota, Viridiplantae, Streptophyta, Magnoliopsida, Malvales, Malvaceae. Gene Ontology annotation, cellular component: BORC complex. The record is from RefSeq and is a predicted model, not a curated record. The transcript is spliced from 4 exons.